Lates calcarifer (barramundi perch) is the source of this 5028-nucleotide messenger RNA. It is a transcript of the gene arhgef7b, whose product is annotated as Rho guanine nucleotide exchange factor (GEF) 7b. The coding region runs from base 257 to 2824 and encodes 855 amino acids. Lineage: Eukaryota; Metazoa; Chordata; Actinopteri; Centropomidae. Gene Ontology annotation, molecular function: guanyl-nucleotide exchange factor activity; protein binding. The transcript has 22 exons. The record is from RefSeq and is a predicted model, not a curated record.
GGCAGAGCAGUGCGGGACAAUACGAGGCAGUGGAAGGAAGGAACCUCCUUUAUUUCUCAUUUCCACCUUUAUUUUUUUCUAUUUUGAAACAACAGCCUGAGUCCAACCAGUGCGUCUUGACUGUAAUGUUGAAACAAGGCGGGGCUGACCCUCCUGUCUCAUUCCGGACGCACCACAAGUAGGAUAGAGCAGACAGUGAAGAGUGCUCCUGCUGCUGCUGCUGCUGCUGCUGUUUUAUGACAUUGGAGACUCAGGCAUGAAUUCGGCCGAACAGACCGUAACGUGGCUCAUAACUCUCGGGGUCCUGGAGUCUCCCAAGAAAAGCAUCUCGGAUCCAGAAGCUUUCCUCCAGACGUCUCUGCGGGAUGGAGCGGUGCUGUGCAGGCUGCUGGAGCGACUCAGACCCGGGACGGUGGACAAAUUUUUCCAGGAACCGAGGAGCGACAGCGAGUGUCAGAGGAACAUUGGCGAGUUUAUUAAAGGCUGCGGGGCUUUCGGUGUGGAGCCUUUUGAGGUCAACGACCUCCUGCAGGGACUGAACUUCUCCAGGGUGCUGAACUCCUUGGUUGCCCUUAAUAAAGCUACUGAAGUUGUGGAUUUAGGUGUUUCUGCAGACAGUGUGUGUGUGCCUCACUCCUCGACACUGAGGAUCAAGUCAUUUGAUUCCCUGAACACUCAGAGUCGCUCCUCCAAACUGCUGCAGCCUCAGUACCGCAGCCUGGACAUGUCGGAGGGCAGCGGGUGUGGCCAAUUGCUGGUCAAGGCGCGCUUUGCCUUCCAGCAGACCAAUGAGGACGAGCUGUCUUUCUCCAAGGGUGACAUCAUCAGCGUGAAUAAGCAGGAGGAGGGGGGCUGGUGGGAAGGCUCGCUCAACGGCAAGACCGGGUGGUUCCCCAGUAACUACGUACGGGAGCUGAAAGGAGGUGAUAAGACAUCAGAUAAGUCAAAGUCUGGCACUCUAAAAAGUCCCCCCAAAGGUUUUGACACCACUAUCAUCAGCAAGACCUACUACAAUGUGGUCCUACAGAACAUCCUGGAAGCAGAGAGUGAAUAUUCAAGGGAGCUACAGAGUCUCUUGGGCUCAUACCUGCGCUCACUUCACCCCACAGACAGACUCAGCAGUGUGGACAUCAAUCACAUUCAAGGAAAUCUGGAGGAGAUCUCAACCUUCCAGCAGAUGUUGGUUCAGUCCUUAGAGGAGCACACAAAACUCCCAGAGAGCCAGCAGAGGAUUGGGGGGUUCUUCCUGAGCCUGAUGCCCCAAAUGAAGCUCCUCUAUGUGGCCUACUGCGCCAACCACCCGUCUGCUGUCAAUGUCCUCACACAACACAGUGAGGAGCUGGGGGAGUACAUGGAGUCGAAGGGGGCAUCCACUCGAGGGAUCAUGACUCUGACCACAAAUCUGAGUAAACCCUUCACCAGACUGGAGAGAUACCCAACUCUGCUGAAAGAACUGGACAGACACAUGGAGGACCAACACCCUGACAGAGCUGAUCUCCAUGCUUCUAUGACCGCCUUCAAAAACCUUGCAGCUCAGUGUCAGGAGGUGAGGAAGAGGAAAGACCGUGAGUUGCAGAUUUUAACAGAGCCAAUCAGAAACUGGGAGGGGGAUGACAUCAGAACCCUGGGUCCUGUUCUGCACAUGUCCCAGGCCAUGGUCCACACACAGAACUAUCAGGAGUCAAAUGAACGCUACCUCAUCCUCUUCCCUCACACUCUGCUCAUGCUGUCUGCCAGUCAGAGAAUGAGUGGAUUCAUCUAUCAGGGGAGGAUACCGCUAUCAGGAAUGCUCAUCUCCAGAAUAGAGGACGGAGAAAACCUGAGGAAUGCCUUUGAAAUAUCCGGUGGCCAGUGUGAGAGGAUGCAGGUGGCGUGCAAGAGUCAGCAUGAUCUACAGGACUGGCUCGACCUUCUCACCAAACACACACACACUCCAGCUGCGCACACACACUCCCACAAGCAUCAGUCCAUCUGUCACACACUGCCCUCUCACCCCGUCACUCCUACCAGACACUCAGAGUCGCGUGGAGGGAGCAGUGGACCCGCCUACCACACCCUACCCCACCCCUCCUCAUACGGGACAGCACACGGUGGCAGCCCGAUGUGGGGGCCUCUGGAGCAACCGAGUACUCCCAAACCCUGGAGCCUGAGCUGCCUUCGCCCUGCGCCUCCUCUCCGGCCCUCUGCUGCUCUCUGCUACAAGGAGGAUAUGAGCAAAAGUCCUAAGAACAUGAAGAAGCUGCUGCCUAAGAGGAAACCAGAGAGGAAACCUUCAGAAGAGGACUUCACUGCCAGAAAGAGUACAGCAGCUCUAGAAGAAGACGCUCAGAUACUGAAGGUGAUUGAAGCUUAUUGUACGAGUGCCAAGACACGGCAGACUCUCAACUCCACCUGGCAAGGGACUGACCUCAUGCACAACCACGUGCUCGCUGACACCAGCCUCACCAUCGCUGGUCUCCCUGGCAACCUGCCAUGUUCUGACCAAUCAGAGGACUCGGAUUAUGACAGUAUCUGGACCGCUCAUAGUUACAGGACUGCCUCAUUUUCUCGCUCCAGCAGGAAGGAUGUUCACAUGUUGUUCCCAGAGGAGGAGAAGAUCAUAGUGGAGGAAACCAGGAGCAAUGGGCAAACUGUGGUGGAGGAGAGGAGUCUGGUGGACACUGUGUACAGUCUCAAGGAUGAGGUCCAGGAACUCAAACAGGACAACAAGAGGAUGAAGAGGACGCUGGAGGAGGAGCAGCGAGCAAGGAAAGAGCUGGAGAGGAUCAUCCGGAGAGUCCUGAAGAACAUGAACGACCCAACCUGGGAUGAGACUAACCUCUGAGACCAACGUGUAUCCAAACAUCACAGACAAGACUGAUGUUUUGACUUUUAAAUGACCAAAUGAAACGUUGUUCAACCCGUGUGAACAGAAGCUGCCAACACUUUCAUCAACAUGUCCUCAUCAUUCCCACUUUGCUCUAACCUUCAGUUACCUGUGUACCAAACUCUGGACCAAGAGAAAACGCCUGCCAGACUUCCGCCAAGCCAUCCUGUCUGACUCUAAAGCUGUGAAGCCAAAUUAGCUGGUAGGCAUGAUGACAACACUUCUUGUCAUGCUCCUGUACUUUUCCAUACAGCCUUUGGAGCACCGACAAAUUUAUCUUUCUUUGUGUUUAUUUGCAUUAAGGACAGUAUUUUAUUAACCAGCCUGGUGCAUGAAUAAGAACGCUACAUAGGUUUAUAUAUGUCAGAGAGAUAUCAGAGCAGUAUGUGAAUAAAAUCCCUCACUGAAACUUGACAUUUUUUUUCCACACUCCUCACUUCAUUAGCAGCAAUUUUGUUUAAAUUUCAAAUGUUAAACUAACAUAAUGUACGACAGCUUUAUAUAGUAUAAUUUAUGAUAAGCAGACUCUAACAAUCUAUAAAGUUGGUUUAUUUGUUAUAUGAAAUACUUUUUAAACUAAACAUAAAUUUACCAGCACUUAUAAAUGACCUCGUGUUUUACAGGAUGAGAUGAAAGUUCUCAGUGUGAUAUGAAUUAAUGUAAUUAAAUUAACUAUAGGUUAUAGUAAUUGUGAGCUUUAUCAAAUCAGAAACAACACAUCUUUAAACUGUCAAAGUGAAGCUGGAGGGAGAUUUUCUCAGGAAUUAACCAUCAGGGAGUUUCGGCUUUCAGCUUCAGCUCAACAUCCAUUUCAAAAUACACGUUCAGAGCAAUAUCUAAAGGUAAAAGAAGCUUGGUUCGGGUUGGUAUGGCAACUUAAGCCAAACACACACUGAAGAUGUAACAGAGGAAUCUCACAACCCCAUGUUUGAGCCAAACGUGAAGUCAAAAUGAAAAGUCAGUCUUAACUUAUGAGUUAUAUACACCAAAACCUUCAUCAGCCCCAUGAAUGACAGAACAAGCUCUCUAUUUGACUGUGUGUGAAUUUGAGGCAGAGUCAGAGAGGAAUAAGUUUACAAGGCCAACAAACUGUUUAAUGUUAUACAUCUGCCCAAAGCUGCAGUGAAAUGUAUGUAAGUAACAAAUGCAGCUGUCAAUUUGCAGUUAAUUUGGAACUAUGCAGAAUCUUGUCUACCAGCAGUAUCCUUAUUCUUUCUCUUUAUCCCUUGGGAGAUUCUUUUUGAAAUCAGCAGCCAAAUGUACAAGUAUCACCUCUGAUAGACCACCAAUACAACUACUGCCUAUUUAGUUAAAUGCUGCAUAAACUACACGACCAACAAAAAAACGGAAUAUCAUUAGGUAAAAAUAUUAACACUGAAGAGAGUUCUGAGCUUUUCUUACAUUUCUAAUAUGAUAUGCAUAGUUAGCGUACUGUCAGUAGCUGCAAGCUGUUCAGAGUCAGGCAAGCAGAUUGGUUAAACACUUGAGGCAGAACAUUUUAUCUGCACUGAACUAAUGCUGAGGCACUGAAUCUCAUAAGAAGAGGCCACUAUGUCAAAGAAAUGAUGUACUGAUCGCACCACAGUCUGUAGGAGCUAAACAAAAUAUUCACAGUGAGUCAGCUCGCUGCUUUUUCUGUUUCUAGACCAAAGUCCAAGCAAUACAACACCGGAAAAUGUUCAUGUAUUUGUUUUCUAAUGAUUUUUACACUGUCAAUAUGCAACUUAUUGUAGAAUGAUUUCUUAUUUUUCUAUUUGUAAUUGUGUUUUUACUCUUUUGAUUUGUAAGACUUGUUAUUUUCUACUUGACCCGGCUGAUCACACUAAAGAUGAUUUGUACAGAGAAGCAGCAUGUUUCCCAUGAGGCUCAGUGGACGUGCUGUGGGGAGAUUUACGGUUCUGCUAAAGCUUUUACCUUAAAGACUUCACCUACAAAUGAACUUUACUGAAAUUAGAACUACACUGAUGUAAGCUAUGUAAUACAACAUGACAUUUAUUGACUCUAACUUAUGUAUUUAACUGAACUGACUGAUGUAAAUGUAUUGUGUUCAAAUGUUGCAGUGAUGGAGAUGACGGCAGAUGUUACUAUGACAAGAAUCAUGCCCCCUCUAUUUAUUUCACCCAUUUGUUUGUCUGAAUAAAAUGUUGAAUCAAACUGUUGAA